Molecule: messenger RNA, 1716 nt
Organism: Puccinia graminis f. sp. tritici CRL 75-36-700-3
Lineage: Eukaryota; Fungi; Basidiomycota; Pucciniomycetes; Pucciniales; Pucciniaceae
Exons: 7
Coding region: 1-1716 (571 amino acids)
Source: RefSeq, a predicted model, not a curated record
AUGGAGGCCUCAUCCUCAGCUGUUAGAUUGGAGAAUGACGCUGGAAUUGCUUCCGAUGGGGUAUUGACAUCAGCUGACGUGGAUAAUUUUGAUUUUACUGUGGGGAAUCCAAUGGAUCGACCCCCUCUACUCAAGUUCCACGAACUCGAAGACCUGAGGCGCUUUGUGCAGAGAUGGGCAGUGACCCAUGGCUACAAACUCCCAACCGGGAACUCCGGUGGAAACAGAAAUGUCUACUUACGUUGUUCCUUGGCUGGGGAGGACUCAAAGAAGCCUCAGUCGGAUCGACAACGCAUGGUUUCUGGGCAUAAACCAACUGCUGAGGGCUGCCAAAAUUUCCCAUGGGAAAUACGAAUCAAAGAUCACCUGCAUCAUAAUCAUGGCCCCAUGGAUGUCGAAUACCAAGUCCUACACCGACAGAUGGAUCCGGCCCUGGCGGAUGAGGCAGUUAGGAUGGCCUCCUUGGGCGGUUGUACAGGCGGUUUGGAUGCCGAUGAUCAACUGAAUGCAUCAUGCGAGCCUGGGGAGAAAGAAGAUGCCCAAUCGAAUGUUCUUUCCGGUGCAGACCAUCAAGCUACGGCUUCCAGAAGCGGAUCAGACACAGGAGGUUGCGCAACAGGCUCUAUCCUUGAGCAGCCUCCCAGCGGGCAAGCAAUGGAGACAGCAGAUGUGGAGUUGCCAUCUGACUUGGAGCAGAUGAUUCCUCAGGUUAUCGUGAAGCCAUCUUCCGCAUCUCUCAUGCCACAAGAAUGGAUAGCCAACCCUGCUCAUGGGCCGGAUCAUCAGGCUGUUUUGCCUCAACUGGUUGCGCAGGCAAAGCCAAGUGCACAAGAGCCUUCCAAUCCAACCCAGAUGACCACCAAUAUGGACAUUGGCAAUGUACUGGACCCAAUCGUGCCCCUCGAUGGGCCUCGGUUCCUCACAUGCGCGGAAGAUGGGGCCUGUUUGCCUCAGGUGCCAGAAACCAAUGAGAUGCAACCUGUCGUCCCUGCUACUACACCCAAGCGGAAGCGCAUUCGGCCUAAACGCAUUUACAAGCCAAAGGAGACAGUCGACCAAUCGGGACCCCAGGGCGCCCCCUCCAACUUACAAUCAUGCGCAGAGGUCACAAGAGAGGAGAAAGAUAUUCCCUGCAAGCCACCUGGUGAAGAUUCAAAAUACAAUCCCCCAGGUUAUGGAAACUGUGGUUACUCAUGUAUAGCCCACGUACUUGCAGGCGAAAAACCGGAGAGCCCAUAUUCAAAGCCGGACGGGUGGCUCCACGUCCGCAGGGAUCUUCUACACGAACUCCAUCAAGACCCAGCACAUUGGUCAAGGAAGUUCGGAGGCGACAAACAAUUGAAGCUGGUCUGUGAAUCACUCGAGGUCCCUGAAGGCUCCACCCACGUCCCCUGUUCCAAAUGGCUUGCAAGGUUAGAGAUGGGGCCUGUUAUUGCCAAUGCAUACAACAGGCCCAUUGUCUUUGUAACCGGUGAUGUCCUUGCUGGCUGUAUCACCAAUCUUCCCACCUUACACCCACCGCCCCCCAAACCCCUGGGUCCAAUAUUUCUUGCCUUCACAGGGGGUAACCAUUGGGAGUUAGUGGUUGGCAAACAAGGGCUCCUCCCAAUACCGCCCCCUACGUUGCCCAGGCGCCAACCAAACAUCUUAUUAGCCCAAUGGGUUCAAGCGAUUCAAUCUAACAUUGAUUUGCAUAACAAGUUUAAAACAGAAUGA